Messenger RNA from Clarias gariepinus (North African catfish), 602 nucleotides. RefSeq names its product doublesex- and mab-3-related transcription factor A1-like. Gene Ontology annotation, molecular function: DNA-binding transcription factor activity, RNA polymerase II-specific; RNA polymerase II cis-regulatory region sequence-specific DNA binding. The record is from RefSeq and is a predicted model, not a curated record. NCBI's taxonomy places the organism in Eukaryota, Metazoa, Chordata, Actinopteri, Siluriformes, Clariidae. Bases 153 to 602 code for a protein of 149 amino acids. Gene Ontology annotation, biological process: sex differentiation; germ cell development; regulation of transcription by RNA polymerase II. The transcript has 3 exons. Gene Ontology annotation, cellular component: nucleus.
AGUAUGGGAAGGUCAGCGCUGACUCGAUCCCACGCGCAAAAAACCCCCCCAAAACGAUACAAUGUUCAGUGUGACGUCACGUCUCAUGUCGCCUGACUGUGUGAUUGACAGGUCGCUUAGACAAUAACUGUGUUUUAUCAGUUGGUUAAAAAAUGGAGCACGUGCGCAGCCGCAGGAGCCCGAAGUGCGCGCGCUGCCGCAACCACGGCUUCUCGGUGCCGCUGCGGGGUCACGCGGGCCGCUGCCGGUUCGCGCGCUGCGACUGCUGGAAGUGCGCGCUCAUCACCGAGCGCACGCGGAUCACGGCGAGGCAGCGCGAGGCAGGCGCCGCCGGAAGCGGUGUGACGGAACCGGACGGGGAGGAGGACAAGACGUACACCGAGCUCCAGCAGAACCCGGAGACCGCGGGACUGAGAGAGCAGCCCAGAGUGCCGUGGGAGUGUUUCAUGCCACACACACCCCUGAGCGCUGUUCACUUGGGCGACCUGCCCCUGGCGAUGCCCUUCCCCCUGCACGGGCACUACGGCGACGCCCUCAGAUUCGGACCUGUCACGUUCCCCCACGUUCCCCCGGCGGCACUGGUGGAACACAGACAGGUCUGA